UGUAUAACGUGCGAUAUUGGGCUUCAGGCCAAGCCUCAAAUGUGCACGUUACGGCUGAACUUUGCUUGACCUUCUGUAAACCUUUGAACGCGCACGUGAAUCGAAGCUUGACUGUCCAAAUGUUUCUACGUUUCAGUGCUUUUACAUCUGCAAAGGUUGCGGUGCAUUUUAGUUCAUCCCCCAAAGCCUAAUGUCACAAACCUUUUCUGAAUAUUGUACAUACGUUUCUAUCAAGCAGGAAUGGGUUAUGUGUAUUAUGAGAAAGAAAAAAAAACAAAUGUAACCCUAAAGAACAAUGUUUUCAAUUUUACCCAUUGGCGAUGAUUUUUUGUUUUCACUAUAAGUGGAUAACAAUGGCGACAAAAAGUUUGUGUUUUACUUUAGGAUGCCAAUCGCUUGCGUUUUUGUUGCUGGUCCUGCUGGUUUUUUCUCGGGCUCCGCCCGGGACCGACGGAGGCCACAUCCUGGUGUUCCCGGUGGACGGGAGCCACUGGAUCAACAUGAAGGUUCUUCUGGAGGAGCUCCACCUGCGAGGACACCGGCUGACGGUUAUCCGAGCCUCCAACAGUGUCUAUGUGCCUCGGAACUCGUCGCUCUACGCCGCCGUCACCGUCGACGUGGCCGGAGAAUGGGAGGAAUUUUUUGAAUUUCUACAAGAUCUUAUUAAGGGCCUCCGAAAGGGGCGCACCAUGCACCGCGAGUUCACCAACAUGAUCUACGAGGCCCACUCCGUGUGGGGCGCCUCCCUCUCGGCCUUCUUGGAGAACCGGGAGAUGGUCCAGAGCUUGAGAGACUCCCACUUCGACAUGGUCCUGACCGACCCGGCCAUUCCCAUUGGGGUGGUGCUGGCCAAGUUCCUGGAUCUUCCUCUGGUGCUCAACGUCCGCUGGAUCCAUGGCGGCGAGGGCCACUUCGCCAUGGCCCCCUCACCGCUCUCCUACGUCCCUGUACCGGGUUCGGGCCUGACGGACAAGAUGGACUUCUUCCAGAGGGUGAAGAAUGUCUUCUUCUACGCCUUGGUCAUCCUCCAGCAAAGAAUCCUAAUUGAGCCCAUCUAUAGCGCCCUCUGCAGGAAACACAUCCACGGCGGCUGCGACAUCAACUCCCUCCUUCAACAGGCCGACAUUUGGCUCUUCCGCACUGAUUUCGUCUUUGACUUCCCACGGCCCACCAUGCCAAACGUCAUCUACAUCGGCGGCUUCCAGUGCCGGGCUGCCCGCCCGCUGCCUGGACACCUGGAGGACUUUGUCCAGACCGCCGGGGAGCACGGUGUGGUUGUCAUGAGUCUUGGCACUCUGGUCGACGCUAUGCCCGAGUCCGACGCAAAGGAAAUCGCUGCCGUCUUUGCCAGGUUGCCGCAGAAGGUGAUUUGGCGUUACAAAGGUCCUCGACCAUCCACGCUGGGCAACAACACGAUGAUGGUGGACUGGAUGCCUCAAAAGGAUCUCCUGGGCCACCCACAGACCAAAGUCUUUGUAGCCCACGGGGGCACCAAUGGACUCCAGGAGGCCAUCUUCUAUGGCGUCCCAGUCCUGGGAAUCCCGCUUUUCUUCGACCAGUUUGACAACCUGGUGCGCUUGGAGCACAGGGGAGCCGCCAAGAUUGUAGACCUGGUAGAUCUCACCCGGGACUUCGAGGCUGGCCUCAACGAGGUCCUGAGCCAGGAUAGCUACCGGCGCAACAUGAGGAGGUUGUCGGACCUGCACCGGGAUCAGCCCAUGACGGCCAUGGAUCGGGCCAUCUUUUGGGUAGAGUACGUGAUGCGGCACAAGGGGGCGCCGCAUCUGCGCACCGGGGCCUACGAGAUGCCCUGGUACGCUUACUACGGUGUCGACGUAGCGGUGCUGCUCUUGGCCAUUGGAGCUGUGCUUUCGUUGGCGGCCGUGGCUCUCGUCAGGUUCCUCUGCUGCAAAACGCCGAGAAAAAACAAAACAAAACAACAAUAGAAAUUAACCACAUUCAGGAUAAAUACAAACCUUUUCUUGACAUUUCUUGACCCUUAUCUCAUAAGUUUAAAAAUUUCAAAGUGAAGGGUUCAAAUGAGUGUCCAAAGCCAAACCAGGGUCACGGGUUUUCAGAUGAGGUUUAGGUUUCAAACUGUGGGUCCAAGUAAACGUUAAGGUUUCGAAUUAGGGUUGACGAAAAAAUUGAGGUUUUCA
Molecule: messenger RNA, 2159 nt
Organism: Syngnathoides biaculeatus (alligator pipefish)
Lineage: Eukaryota; Metazoa; Chordata; Actinopteri; Syngnathiformes; Syngnathidae
Product: UDP-glucuronosyltransferase 1-2-like
Exons: 3
Coding region: 321-1946 (541 amino acids)
Molecular function (GO): UDP-glycosyltransferase activity
Source: RefSeq, a predicted model, not a curated record